UGCAUCUGAAAGACGGAGAAAAGCGGAUAUACUGUAAGUAUAUAUUGCAAGUCGGGCACCCUAAUCGUCUCUUUCCCUGAGCUUCCCAAGGACUUACACUCGUGUCAACACUCAGUCCCACUCUCAACAUCCUUCGACGAUGCCAGUAAAGCAAUCACCCUCACGGAAAGCAAGAGGCUCAAAGUUCACCUCAGCCAAGAAGGUUGGCAGCACGUGGUCGUCCAUCUGGCUGCUCGCACUGGUCCCAGUCCUUCUUGCCAUCGGAGCAGCGAGGGAAACCUUGAACGGCAUCAACCUCAAGCUCAGCGUCAACAACUUCAAUCUUGUACGCAAACCUGCCCAAUAUCACGGACACGGCGUCAGCGGACCUUUCUUUGAAGGAUGGUAUUAUAAGACGGUGUUGCCCGAGGCGGAAGGGUCGGUGGUCUUCAUUCCUGGCGUGUUCAUGCCGAAGCCUUCUCCCGAAGGCACCGUGCUCAACGAUACGCUACAACAGCCGCAUGCGUUUGUGAUGGUCCUGAGGGACCCGCACACUGUCGAAUGCCUGUAUUACGCCUACCCUUUGAGCGAGUUAGAGGCAACGAACGGCGUUGGAGAGUCACCGGAAGCUAGAACCACAUACAGCAUCAGGAUUGGAAAGAGCACGUUCCAUGAGAAGGGGAUGGAGCUUGAUCUCGAUGCCUCCCGUCUUGUGUGGCCGUCGGACGAAGACACAAAUGAGUUUUUGGCCAAGGCGUUGCGGGAACGCCAGAUACUGCACCCUGAGUUACGCUUCGAUAAGGCGGGCUUGACUCAGGAGUGGGAACGGAAAGCUCUGUCCGUUCGUGGAAGUGUGAAGUUCGUAGACUCCGUCCGAUUCCCAACGUCCACUUUGAACCCAACAGUGAUGGGUCCUUUCUCCUACCUUCCUGCGCUGGAAUGCUACCAUGGUGUGGUAUCGCUCUACCACAAGACGAUCGGUUCGGUCCGCUUUGAGACUGCGGCAGGGGCCAAGGAGCACGAGUUCGACGUGACGGGCGGCGAGGGCUAUCUGGAGAAAGAUCACGGCAUCAACUUUCCCAAGAGCUGGAUCUGGUUGCAGACGGGCUCAUUCGUCAAGGAGACGGGAUCCUCCUUACUGCUCACCAUCGCAGAUGUGCCAUUGUUGUCGGACAAAGGCAUCCUGUCCAAGAUCGUGUCAUCCAUCCCCGUCUACGGCCCGAAGCUAGUAUCAAAGUUCCGCCUGAGCGCUUUCAUCAUCACCCUUCACCACGCCCGUACCAACACCACCCACAAUUUCAGCGUCUACACCGGGUCCCGCGUUCAAUCCGUCAACAUCGACGCGCACACCAACACCGGGAGCGGCGCCCCGAAUCAAGAAGUCAAGGUCGUAGUCUACGGCAGACCCGGAUCCGACGCGGAAUUGAUCGUUACAGCAAAGAGGCCCUUGCAAGUGGGAGUCCCGCUUCCCGGCCCCAUGUUCGGCGAGCGCAACAUGAUGGGCUUGAUUGUUGAGGAGACCAUCACGGUGGAUGUCGACGUUUUGUUGCGCGUCAAUGGGGAGGUCGUCUUUGAGGAUACUGGGCGAAUCGGUGGAUUGGAGGUUGUUGGGGACAUGCAGGGCUUGAUCGGUACGAUCUAAUUGUCAGUAUAAUGUUUAAGAAGCGUAAGUAGAUACAGCUAGCAUAGAAUCGGAUUUAAGCAUUGCAUUACAUGCCACAACUGCGUUCUCAUGAAAGGGUAUAUAGGUUAUAUACACAAAUUAUUGUUUUCUGCAUCUGCCCAAUCUCUUUUUCUGCUUUUUGAU
This is a messenger RNA of Fimicolochytrium jonesii, 1786 nucleotides long. RefSeq lists its product as uncharacterized. The transcript has 3 exons. Gene Ontology annotation, molecular function: tocopherol cyclase activity. Lineage: Eukaryota; Fungi; Chytridiomycota; Chytridiomycetes; Spizellomycetales; Powellomycetaceae. The record is from RefSeq and is a predicted model, not a curated record. The coding region runs from base 140 to 1621 and encodes 493 amino acids.